Neohortaea acidophila is the source of this 1272-nucleotide messenger RNA. Its product is annotated as kinase-like domain-containing protein. Gene Ontology annotation, molecular function: protein serine/threonine kinase activity; ATP binding. Gene Ontology annotation, biological process: intracellular monoatomic cation homeostasis; protein phosphorylation; intracellular signal transduction. The transcript has a single exon. The record is from RefSeq and is a predicted model, not a curated record. Bases 1 to 1272 code for a protein of 423 amino acids. NCBI's taxonomy places the organism in Eukaryota, Fungi, Ascomycota, Dothideomycetes, Mycosphaerellales, Teratosphaeriaceae.
AUGGUCCGAUUCGCUCCGGGCCUCGAUCUCCCGCCCGCAGCACGUCCGCGGCGAACCAGCUCCGCAGGCACUGCGGGCACCGGCAGACGUGGCUCCAUCUACCAGCGCUUCCAGGGCGGCUACACCGAUGGUGUCGACGCCGGUGUGGGCUCCAAAGCCCGCACGCUUUCCGUCGCCAUUCCUCACGAGCUGUAUGUCGACGAGUGUCGCCUGGCCGAGCACUUUAGCGUGCUUUCCCGCGCCGGGAAGAAAGACAUUGGCGAAGGCGGAGCGGCCGUGGUGCACCUGAUGCAAAGCAAGACCGCCGGACCCGGCAAGGUAUUUGCCGUCAAGGCCUUCCGCGACUGGGAACCCGACGAAGAACUCGAGCGGGAGUAUGUGCGCAAAAUUAAAAGCGAAUACGCCAUUGCGAAAUCGCUCGAGCAUCCCAACAUCAUUCAGACAUACCGCCUAUGCCACUCCGACAAGAAGUGGUUCCACGUCAUGGAAUACUGCGACCUCGGCGACCUCAACGAUCUUAUCAACAAGGGCUACUUCUCGCGCGAGGACCGCAAUUGCAUGUUCAAGCAACUCCUGCGCGGAGUGGAAUACCUGCACAGCCGGGGCAUCGCGCAUCGCGAUCUCAAAUCGGAGAAUCUCCUGCUCACCUCCACCGGCUGCCUGAAACUCGCCGACUUCGGCACAGCGGAAGUCUUCAGCGGCAUGCAUCCCGGACUGCGAGGGUGCAGACGACAAAGUCUCGUCAAAGAAGAAGAUGAGGUGCGAUUGUGUGCGCCCGGCCUCGUGGGCAGUCGACCCUACAUGGCGCCGGAGAUUAUCGAGCACGAAGACCGAUACGAUCCGCGAGCAGUGGACAUCUGGUCGUGCGCCAUCGUCUACCUCACGCUCUGCAUCGGCGGCACACCGUGGGAGUUUGCCUCGACGGACGUCAAAAACUACAACAUCUUCUGCAGCACGUGGGACACGUGGUACGAGCGGUACCCCGAUCGCCUUCUCACAAAGGAGCGCGUCCUGCCCGCGUUCGCGUACACGAAGCAAUUCGCCAUGCUGGACGACAUGGGCACCAAGUGUCUGGUGAUGGGCAUGUUGCAUCCGGAUCCCAGCAAACGGUGGUCGGCCAAGGACGUGUUGGAGAGCAAGACGGUCGUGGAUUACCCGUGUUGUCAGCAGGAUGGAUACAGUGACGAUAUUAAGACACGACAACGCAAAGCGAUGCACAACCAUUGUCCGCCGAAGCCGGUCAAGGGGUCGAAGUUCUUGAAACCCAAGUGA